Messenger RNA from Pieris macdunnoughi, 1281 nucleotides. NCBI's taxonomy places the organism in Eukaryota, Metazoa, Arthropoda, Insecta, Lepidoptera, Pieridae. The record is from the annotation of a GenBank genome assembly.
AUGUUAGCAGACGAUGAUUCUCCUAAAUACAACUUGAGCUAUAUAGAGUCUAACGACAGCUACACUGCGCUGGACCACACCAAAUUGAUAUCCUUACUCAAGCUCAAUGGGACGAAUCAAAGCGACAAUAUCGGGGAGUUCCUGAGGGUCCUGGAGAACCUCCGUAGCAAGUUCAACAUAUCCGUAGUGAAGGAAUGCGAUCGGACACAUUAUUGCUCGGGAGAAUUCCGAGACUUGAUUCUGGCCUAUAAUAGUAUACAUGGAUAUGUUAGCCUAUUGAUAUGUCUAUUCGGGAGUUUGGCAAAUGCAUUGAACGUCGCAGUUUUAACGCGACGUGACCUGGCCGGGGCUCCAAUUAACCGUCUGCUGAAGUGGUUGGCUGUCGCCGAUGUCUUUGUUAUGCUUGAAUAUGUGCCAUUCGCUAUAUAUCGAUAUUUGCUGUUCCCAGGUCAAGAAGACCGACCUUACUCCUGGGCCGUCUACAUGCUCUUUCACAUGCACUUUACUCAAAUCCUGCACACAGCCUCGAUUCUGCUCACUCUCUCGCUGGCCAUCUGGAGAUAUAUUGCCAUCAAAUAUCCAUCUUAUGGCUCAUCGUUAUGCACUGACCGCCGCUGUUCCAUCGCAAUCGGCGUAAGCUUCUUAUUGCCACCGAUGUUAUGUAUUCCGUCAUAUUUCGUGUUCACUAUUCAUCAAGACUACGCAUUAGACCAUCGCCCUUCCAAAGUAUACUUCGUAGACUCCAAUUACGACGGGCGACUUUAUCAGACGAAUUUCUGGGUCCACGCUGUCGUGAUUAAGCUCCUUCCUUGUGCGAUCCUGACAGUGAUUAGUGCGUGGCUUAUCCGGGUAUUGUAUAGAGCCAAUAACAGAAAGAGGGCUCUGAAGGGAUACAAUGCGUGCCCGGCCCCGACUGCCGUCAACGGCAACGGUAAUGUGUUUACGAGAAAAUCCACAAAAAGGUCGAAGGCGGAGCGACGUACAGACAGGACGACAAAAAUGCUAGUAGCGGUUCUCCUUCUAUUUCUAUUGACCGAGUUCCCGCAAGGGAUUUUAGGACUAAUGAGCGGUGCGCUGGGGAGGUGUUUCUUCAAACAGUGUUACGACCUGUUCGGUGAACUCAUGGACGCCUUGGCUCUCUUAAACGGAGCGAUCAACUUCAUAUUAUACUGCUCUAUGUCGAAGCAGUUCAGGACGACUUUUAGACAGAUUAUGAGGGCUCGGUUCGCCCCCACCCCGAGAGCGAGCUCCCAUACUGAGUUGCAAAGCACAUAUGUAUAA